Molecule: messenger RNA, 1767 nt
Organism: Colletotrichum graminicola M1.001
Lineage: Eukaryota; Fungi; Ascomycota; Sordariomycetes; Glomerellales; Glomerellaceae
Exons: 1
Coding region: 1-1767 (588 amino acids)
Source: RefSeq, a predicted model, not a curated record
AUGGUUCCUUAUAUCGAUGUCUCCCAUCUACCCUCGUCAACCUCCUUCUACUCGGCCAUCCUCCAACCCCUCGGCAUCCACUAUAUAUCCGCGCACGCGCAGACCGCUUGCCCUGACACCCCCGCCGACACUAUUAACACCGACUCCAAGACGACCGUCACCACUCCUAGCCCUGGCCGGCUUCCUACCACGGUCACCUACGGUACAUCUUCCCCGCCUACCCCAGUACUUCAGAUCCGAGAGGCCCGCAGUUCCAGCGAGCCCCUGAAGCUUUCUCGCAUCGUCUUCUCCGCUCCGACCCCCUCCGCUGUCACCGACUUCCACUCCUUUGCCGCUCGGGCCAAUCCGAACCUGCAGUCCGUAGUGCCCCCUGGCCAGAGUGGCGAUAUCCACCGGGCCGCGGUGACCGACUUGGACGGUAACAUCAUGGAGGUUGUAUAUCAACCCCCUCCCAACUACCCUCCUUCCUACGCUGGGUCGACUAUUCGAAAGACGCAGUCCACUACCAAGGAGGCCAGUCGCAUUCUCGACUGGAGUUACGACGUGGCCACCUCCGAACCUUCUCCCUCCAUGUCUGGCUCCGUAGCUGGCGGGCCCUUGGCAUCUGCUCUGGCCAUGACCGCCCGCUCCGGUCAAUUACCCGGCAACGAGCCGUACACUCUCCUCCGUCGCAGCGUCACCACAUCCGUCAUUGAAUCGCCCUCCAGGAGAGAAGAGUCCGCUACCGAGCCUACCUCAGCCGCGAGCGGCAUCGCUACAAGCACUGUUGUCGGAAGCCUUCUAGGUGCCGCCGUCGGUGCCGCCGCCGGCGCUGCUAUCACGUAUGGGAUGAUGCGAAAAGAACGCGCACGGGCUCCGGUUCAAGAGUUUGAUGGCUCCGCUCCGCCGUUCCAGCGCCGGGCCACCUUCCCCGAUCAGUACGCGGAGCCGCAAGCUGGGCAUGGACGCUACGUCGAGGUUGAACGGACUGUCGAAAAGAUCCGGUACCCAGAAGCCUACCCAACGCUCCCCGACAAUCGUGCAUCGCCUCAAUACAUGGCCAAGUACAGCCAGGUCGGCUCCCGCAGCCGUGUGGUCGACGAUAUGUACGACGACUCCCGUAGCCGUCACUCUUCACGCUACCAGCUCGAGAGAGGCAGUAGCGUUCGAUCCCGUAGCCAGGCCGCCGUCCCUAGGACUGCCCCUCUCAUGCUUACCGAUUACGAGCACCAGAGCAAUGCAGGCUCCAGACGCAGUGUGGCCAGCAAGUCAGCCGCGCCGCGCUCCAUCGUCGACGAUGCUGGGACUUACAUCUCAGCCAGGAGCGAAAGAUCGCAGUCGACCAUUCGCCCGCCCCCUCCCACUGUCGAGACAAUACUAGGCGGCGGAAGCAGGGCGCCAAGUCACGCGCCAACCCGAGCACCGAGCAUGGUCCCAAGCCGUGCACCAACAAAGGCCCCCAGCAGGCCCCCAACUGUGGUCCGGGGCAAGGCUCCUACGACGGUGGCCCCAAGCAGGGCUCCCACCCAACCACCUACAAUUAUGCCCAGGAAAGCGCCGACUAAAGCGCCCAGCAGAGCCCCGACAGCCGCUCGAAUCUCGCAACCCGUCUUCGCAUAUCCGCCUGCUACGCGAGCCCCGACAUAUAUGCCUGCGCGCCACCUUCCUCCGCCGAGAAGUGGGAUUGGCAAUAGUCAUGCUGCCUGGGAAGACGAUGCCGUUAGCGUGGCACCGAGCGACAGCAUCAGCUGUAUUGGCAGCAAGACGAGUAGACGUCAGUAUCAAUAG